UCACUUUAGAAAAGACAUUUGAAAGCGUCUCAAAUCGAAAUAUUCUGUUUAAGCUUUAUUUAUCUCAACAAGAAGGAAUUAUAGGUCAUCACUAAAGCGUGGCAUUUAUGUUUUAUCAAAGCGACAUUAAUCUCCUUAUAUCUUGUUUAUCACGCCAUUAACCUUUUAAAUAUCAAGCAAAAAUACGCGAUCGAUAGUGUGGAUAGUGUAAACAUGUCGCUUGUUUACAUGCAUAAAACACGCUGGAUUAAGUCUUAAUAAAGUGAAAUAGAAAAUAUACAUUAAAUAGAAAAUUCUACGAUUGAAGAAGUGCUUAACUUCAUAACUACAAAUGGAAAAGAAAAACGUGUUAAUAGUGUACGCUCACCAAGAACCGAAGUCAUUUAACGGCGCUCUAAGAGACGUUGCGGUGUCUGCGCUGGAGGAAGAUGGACAUGACGUGUAUGUCUCUGAUCUGUACGCCAUGAAGUUUGACCCGGUGGCUUCAAGAAACAUAUUUAAAGACUUAAAGGACCCCAAUUAUUUUAAUUUUCAAAACGAGCUAAGUCACGCAGCAGACACUGGGCAACUUGCAGACGAUUUAGAUAGAGAAAUGAAGAAAAUAUUGCAAGCAGAUUUGAUCAUUCUUCAAUUUCCGAUGUACUGGCUAGGAUUACCAGCAAUAUUGAAAGGUUGGAUAGACAAGUGCUUUGCGGAACGUGUGUGUUUUGACACAACCAAUAUGAAAUGGUAUGACCAUGGGCCGUUUGUCAACAAGAAACUUGUUCUGUCGUUCACAACUGGUGGUUCUGCGUCAUACUUUUCAAACACUGGCGUGUUUGGAGAUAUGGACGUACUUCUCUGGCCAAUUCACAAUUCUCUUCGCGUGACAGGUUUACAAGUGCUAGCCCCUCAAAUAUUCUACGCCCCAGGUGAGAUCGCUAGUGAUGACAGGAAACGGAUGCUUGAUGGCUGGAGAGAACGAUUGCGAGAUAUUUGGAAAGAGGACCCAUUACCAUUUGUUCAUAUUGACAACUUUGAUCCACAUUUGGGUUUUAAACUAUCAGAAAUGUACGUACAAGAGCAUAAAGAUGCUACACUUGGACCAACAGCUGGGCAGAAUAUGGGAAAAGAUUUCAAUCAUAUGAAAACAAAAUGAGAUGAUUUAAACAAGGCGCAUUUACACUUGUGAUAAAUAUCAGAGUUUAUCAUGCCUAUUGCACAUGUUAAAAAAACAUUUUAAACAUAAACAGAACAGAACCGAACAGAACAGAAAUUAUAUUCAUUUUAAGCAUAAAAAGCUCAUCGUUGCAACAAUAUGUAUAGUAACAAAAGACAUGGCAUGUGACAAUUACAACAUAAGUUCGAUUAAUAAAUAAAUCAUACGUUUGAUAUAAAUAUUGUGCGACUGUGUAUAACAAUAACAAGAUUGUUAUCGGUAUUAAGAUAUAAUAUGAAAAGGUAAUGACUUCGGUGAUAUAUAAAUCUAUAUGUAUUUCCAUACACACAAAUAUAUACAUAUAUAAACAUA
Messenger RNA from Mya arenaria, 1510 nucleotides. RefSeq names its product ribosyldihydronicotinamide dehydrogenase [quinone]-like. The coding region runs from base 332 to 1138 and encodes 268 amino acids. The transcript is spliced from 4 exons. The record is from RefSeq and is a predicted model, not a curated record. Lineage: Eukaryota; Metazoa; Mollusca; Bivalvia; Myida; Myidae. Gene Ontology annotation, cellular component: cytosol. Gene Ontology annotation, molecular function: NAD(P)H dehydrogenase (quinone) activity.